AACUCUGACCCUGGCAGAAUUUCGGCCUUUGUGUCCAUUAGUCUAAUACCCAAUAUGCCACCGGCUAAUGCUUUUACGGCCUGCGAGGCAUGUAGGCGCCUCAAGCGCAAAUGCUCACGAGAUACCCCUUCGUGUCGUCUGUGUACUCGGCUAGGUAAAACAUGCAACUAUGGAACAGAAGAUGCCAAUGCAAGCCUGAAAACCUCUACCAGUGGCUUGACGAGUCAAGAACGCACAGAUCCCGCUACAGAACUAGGUGUACAUCGAACAGAUAAGUUCCCGUACUCAUACUUUCUAGACUCCGAUUCAUUCCAGCCGAUAUCCAGAGACAACUUGACAAUGCAUGACGGCCCGUUGUUCAGUGAGCAGCAAAGACGCUUUGCGGCUACUGGUACAUUCGACUCUUUGAUAGAUCACUACGAGACUACCAUCCACCAGUGGCUGCCCAUGCUAAGUAUUAAGCGCCUAAGGCAAGACGCAAAAGCUCUAGGAGAUUUAAAUCAGGGCGUUGUCGACGUUCUGGUCUUCUUGGCCCUUGAGGCGCUUGUUAGUCAGAGUUGCAUCACGGCUGAUAAGCAUACCAUAUUGCCACAAAAUAACCCUUCAUAUUUGAAGGCAAAGCAUUACAGCUUUAUCGCUGAGAGUGGGGGAACUAUCAACAUUCGACUGAUACAGACUAUUGCUUUGGUAGCCUUGUACGAACUUGGCCAUCGUAUCUACCCUGCCGCUUAUUUAACAAUAGGACAAGCUGUGCGACUAACCACCAUGGUUGGACUGCACAGCCAAAAAGAUGCAAAACAACUCUUUAUAGAACCUGAAACAUGGACAUUAUGCGAGGAGCAGAGACGGACUUGGUGGGCGAUCGUAAUGCUUGACAGAAUUGUCGUUGCAGGCUCCCCGCAACUCCUCAUGGCUGCUCCAGAUCCGAGCACAAACGAUCUUCUGCCUUGUAACGAUGAUGACUGGAGGAAUGGACGAAUAGGUUUCAAUGAAGCCCUAUUCACCCGCAACUUCCAUUCCCCCUCGUCUAUGGGGCAAUUUGCAAGAGUAUGCCAAGCGGUUCACGUGUUUGGCAAAGUUCUUCGUCACAUACAAUCAAGAAAAAAAGACACUGACCCAGUCGAACUUACUGCUGAGGCGUUGCAGCUGCACAUAGUCUUGACAACGUUAGAGCAGGGCAUCAUGAGCAAUGACUGUGACAUCAUGACGACGCAUGGGAGCUUGCAUUCGGCGCUAUCACUGUGCAGCUUAGCCCGACUGCUACUAUACAAUGAAUAUGCAUGUAACGAGCCCAGCUUCAGCACGGCACGUGAGAGACUGGCUGCUGAGGUUGAGAUGCAACAGAUAUCUUUGGCGAGCAUCCAAGACAUCGUAUCCAAGACAAUACCGCAGAUGGCGAGGCAAAUAGUGUCGGCGAGUCAACAACAAUCAAUGGGACCAAGACAUUCGCCCAUCUUGGCUGGCUGCCUGUAUCAUGCUGCAACUGAGUGCGCGUGGUUUGUCAAGGAGAACAAUGAUGCGGAGAUGGUGGCCGGGUUAGAAGCUAUCACGCAAGCACUUGAAGUUCUGAAGUCCGAGUGGGCCGUUUGCGAUGAAUAUCUCUCCUACUUGGAGGGCAAUAGGCCUCAAAACUGACAUCAUUACGAGAAUAACAGGGCCGAUAGAAGUUUAGACAGCUCACUAGCGUCAGUCUGUCUGUCCGCAGCAACUCCACAUUCCCGCUCUGCCC
Molecule: messenger RNA, 1729 nt
Organism: Fusarium redolens
Lineage: Eukaryota; Fungi; Ascomycota; Sordariomycetes; Hypocreales; Nectriaceae
Exons: 5
Coding region: 55-1635 (526 amino acids)
Biological process (GO): regulation of DNA-templated transcription; DNA-templated transcription
Cellular component (GO): nucleus
Molecular function (GO): DNA-binding transcription factor activity, RNA polymerase II-specific; zinc ion binding; DNA binding
Source: RefSeq, a predicted model, not a curated record